Molecule: messenger RNA, 965 nt
Organism: Oppia nitens
Lineage: Eukaryota; Metazoa; Arthropoda; Arachnida; Sarcoptiformes; Oppiidae
Product: 9,11-endoperoxide prostaglandin H2 reductase-like
Exons: 2
Coding region: 81-953 (290 amino acids)
Molecular function (GO): oxidoreductase activity
Source: RefSeq, a predicted model, not a curated record
UUGAAUAAAAUCAUUAAGUUAACAGUUAAUAAAAAAAUAUAAUUAUUAAGAAACUUAAUAAUUCAUAAAUAAUAAUAAUAAUGAAUUCAUUUUCUAAUAUAAUAUUAUUUGUUGUAAUUUGUUUAGUUAACUCCGAAAAUGUUUCCCGAACUUUGCGCCUAAGCAGUGGCUAUAACUGUCCACUAGUAGGCAUAGGAUGCGGUGGCUACCGAACAGGUGGUCCACCGCAGGGCAAAGUAGUCAUACAAAUGAUCAACGAUGCAGUAGAUGUCGGCUACAAACACAUAGACACUGCCAGCUCUUACCUGAAUGAGGCGGCGAUAGGUCAGGCCAUCAAUGAUUUGUUGGACAGAAAUGUUAUUCAACGACAUGAACUGUUUGUCACCACAAAGAUUACCUACAGUUCAAGCAAUACCAGUGCUGAAGCCUUGCAUGGCGUGCGAGUGGCGCUCCAGAAGCUAAACCUAACUUACUUGGAUCUCAUGCUUCUUCACUCUCCGGCCAGUGAUGAAAUCAAUCGUCAGGUGUGGUCGGGUCUGGAGGAAGCAGUCCAACAAAAAUUGGUUCGAUCUAUAGGUGUAUCAAAUUUCAAUAUCAAACAAUUGGAAACUUUAUUAAAAACCAGUCCCCGAAUCGUACCGGCUAUCAAUCAAGUGGAAAGUCAUCCUCAACUCAAUCAGCAGCCGUUGAUAGACUACUGUACCAAACAGGGCAUACAUCUCACCGCUUAUUCACCAUUAGGUGCCGGAACUCUUAUUAAAGAUCCGACGAUAACGGCUAUCGGUAAACGAUAUAACAAAACGGCGGCUCAGGUAUUGAUCCGAUAUGAAGUCCAGAGAGGUAUAAUCGCAAUACCAAAAAGCUUGAAAAAGAAUUACAUUAAGGAAAAUAUCGAUGUCUUUGACUUUGAAUUGACCACCGAUGACAUGAAAACAUUGAAUGAUAUGAAAUAAAUUUAAUAAAUA